AUGGGUGCAGAGGCCUGUUAUCUUCUAAACUUAUCUGAGGAAACAGACUAUGUUGAAACUGUCCCCUCAUUGGAGCAGCAGAUGCUGACUCAAUUCCUGUUUUUCAGAGGCCCCAUGGCCUGUGUUAUGAGGCUUUACUACACUGGGGUAGGGUCACCUGUUGAACUGGAUUCUAACACACAGUGUCGUAGUAAUAGAGAAUCACAAAAUCUGACACUUGUCUCAGAAUUUUAUCUCAUGGGAUUCUCUGAGGACCCAGAACUUCAGCCCAUCCUCUUUGGACUGUUCCUGUCCAUGUACUUGGUUUCUAUGCCUGGGAGCCUGCUCAUCAUCCGGGCUGUCCACGCUGAUUCCCACCUCCACACCCCCAUGUAUUUCUUCCUCUGGAGCUUGUCCUGGGCUGAUAUGGGUUUAAUCUCCACUACAGUUCCAAAUUUGAUUGUGAGCAUCCAAAUCCACAGCAGAGUCAUCUCCCACGUGGGUUGUCUCACUCAGAUGUCUCUUUUUGUCACUUUUGGAUGUAUGGAUGACAUGCUUCUGACUGUGGUGGCCUAUGACCGAUUUGUGGCCAUCUGCCAUCCCUUGAAUUAUCAUGUCAUCAUGAACCCUCGUUUUUGUGUCACUUUACUUCUGGUGUCUUUCUUACUUAGCUUUCUGGAGACCCAGAUAUAUCUUUUGGUUGCAUUACAGAUGACUGUUGGGGACCCCUGGAUCCUUUUUUCUUACUAUAAAAUUGUGUCCUCCAUUCUGAGCAUGCAAUCCUUAAGUGGGAGGUCUAAAGCCUUCUCCACCUGCGUAUCUCACCUCUCAGUGGUUUUCUUAUUUUGGGGAACAGGGAUUGGUGUAUAUAUUGGAUCAGUUCUUUCAGACUCUUACAGAAACAGUGCUGUGUCCUCAUUGAUGUACUCUGUGGUCACCCCUAUGCUGAAUCCCUUCAUCUACAGCCUGAGGAACAGAGACAUUAAAAGUGGCCUGAGAAUGUUCUACAACAGAAUAAUUUAA
Molecule: messenger RNA, 1002 nt
Organism: Nannospalax galili (Upper Galilee mountains blind mole rat)
Lineage: Eukaryota; Metazoa; Chordata; Mammalia; Rodentia; Spalacidae
Product: olfactory receptor 7E24-like
Exons: 3
Coding region: 1-1002 (333 amino acids)
Biological process (GO): G protein-coupled receptor signaling pathway
Cellular component (GO): membrane
Molecular function (GO): G protein-coupled receptor activity; olfactory receptor activity
Source: RefSeq, a predicted model, not a curated record